This is a messenger RNA of Scheffersomyces amazonensis, 5034 nucleotides long. Its product is annotated as pleiotropic drug resistance family ABC transporter. The transcript has a single exon. Gene Ontology annotation, molecular function: ATP binding; ABC-type transporter activity; ATP hydrolysis activity. Gene Ontology annotation, biological process: xenobiotic detoxification by transmembrane export across the plasma membrane. NCBI's taxonomy places the organism in Eukaryota, Fungi, Ascomycota, Pichiomycetes, Serinales, Debaryomycetaceae. The record is from RefSeq and is a predicted model, not a curated record. Gene Ontology annotation, cellular component: membrane. The coding region runs from base 105 to 4694 and encodes 1529 amino acids.
AGAAACUCAUCAGUAUAUAUAUCCUGGAAAAUAUGCAUUACUUAGUAGAUCACUUUGUAUAUAAUUUAUAGAUAAAGUAUAUAGAAAACUAUUCUGAAUUAAGCAUGUCUUCAUAUAAUUCAUUGGGGAAAAAUUCCCAUGAUGAAGAAGAAGAAGAUGCUACUAAUAAUAAUAAUUUUGUAGAUAAUGAUGAAGUUGAUCAAAGUUCUUCAACAAAUUCAGUUAAUGAAUAUCAAGGAUUUAAUGAUGAAGCUGCAAGAAAUGUUCAAGAAUUAGCAAGAACCAUUACUCAUGAUUCUAUACUUUCAAAUGGUGGAGAUUUUAAUGAUGAUAAAUCUUCAGUAGCUUUAAUUAAAUAUUUAUCUCAUAUGUCUCAAGUACCAGGUAUAUCUCCAUAUAAUGUUGAUGAAGAAACUAAUCCAAAAUUAGAUCCUGAUAGUGAUAAUUUUGAUGCUAAACAUUGGGUUAAAAAUUUAAGAAAAUUAUAUGAUUCUGAUCCUGAAUAUUAUAAACCAUCAAAAUUAGGAAUUGCUUAUCGUGAUUUAAGAGCAUUUGGAGUGGCUCAAGAUUCUGAUUAUCAAGCAACUGUUACUAAUGCAAUUUGGAAAAUUGCCGUUGAAACUUUAAGAUCAACUCGUAAAAUGGAUGAAUCUCGUUAUUUUGAUAUUUUAAAACCUAUGGAUGGUAUAAUGAAACCUGGUGAAGUUACAGUUGUAUUGGGUCGUCCUGGUUCUGGUUGUUCAACUUUAUUAAAAACUAUUGCUUGUAAUACUUAUGGUUUCCAUGUUGGUAAAGAAUCGAGAAUUACUUAUGAUGGUUUAAGUCCAGAAGAUAUUCAUAAACAUCAUCGUGGUGAUGUUGUAUAUUCAGCAGAAACUGAUGUUCAUUUCCCUCAUUUAACAGUAGGUGAUACAUUAGAAUUUGCUUCAAGAUUAAGAACUCCUCAAAAUAGAGGUUUAGGUGUAGAUAGAGAAACUUAUGCUAAACAUAUGGCAUCAGUUUAUAUGGCAACUUAUGGAUUAUCUCAUACAAGAAAUACAAAUGUUGGUAAUGAUUUUGUAAGAGGUGUAUCUGGUGGUGAACGUAAAAGAGUUUCAAUUGCUGAAGUAUCACUUUGUGGAGCUAAUUUACAAUGUUGGGAUAAUGCAACAAGAGGUUUAGAUGCUGCUACUGCUUUAGAAUUUAUUAGAGCUUUAAAAACUUCGGCUUCUAUUUUAGAAGCUACUCCAUUAAUUGCUAUUUAUCAAUGUUCUCAAGAUGCUUAUGAUUUAUUUGAUAAUGUCAUUGUUUUAUAUGAAGGUUAUCAAAUUUUUUUUGGUAAAGCUGAUGCUGCUAGAGAUUAUUUUGUUAAUAUGGGUUGGGAAUGUCCUCAAAGACAAACUACUGCUGAUUUCUUAACUUCAUUAACUAAUCCAAGUGAAAGAAUUGCUAGACCAGGUUAUGAAUCCAUUGUUCCAAGAACUGCAGCUCAAUUUGAAGAAUAUUGGAAGAAAUCUCCCGAAUAUAAACAAUUAAUAACUGAAAUUGAUCAACAUUUUAUUGAUGUGGAAAAAAAUAAUACUAAAGAAAGUUAUCAAUUGGCUCAUAAUGCUAGACAAGCUAAACAUGUUAAUCCAAGAUCAUCUUAUACUGUUAGUUUUGGUAUGCAAGUAAGAUAUAUUAUGGGUAGAAAUAUUCUUCGAGUUCGAGGUGAUCCAUCUAUUUCACUUAUGUCUAUUUUUGGGAAUUUUAUUAUGGGAUUAAUUUUAUCAUCAGUAUUUUAUAAUUUAUCUCAAACUACUUCUUCCUUUUAUUAUAGAGGUGCUUCAAUGUUUUUUGCAGUGUUGUUUAAUGCUUUUUCUUCAUUAUUAGAAAUUAUGGCUCUUUUUGAAGCCAGACCUAUUGUGGAAAAGCAUAAGAAAUAUGCCCUUUAUCGACCUUCUGCUGAUGCUUUAGCAGGUAUUAUUACUGAACUUCCAACUAAAUUACUUACAUCUGUUUCUUUUAAUCUUGUAUUUUAUUUUAUGGUUAAUUUUAGACGUGAACCAGGAAGAUUUUUCUUUUACUUUUUAAUGUGUUUCAGUGCAACUUUAGUUAUGUCUCAUCUUUUUAGAUCUAUUGGAUCAGUAUCAACUUCAUUACCUGGAGCUAUGACUCCUGCAACGGUUUUAUUAUUAGCUAUGGUUAUUUAUACUGGGUUUGUAAUUCCAACUCCAAAAAUGUUGGGUUGGUCAAGAUGGAUUAAUUAUAUUAAUCCCGUGGGUUAUGUUUUUGAAUCUUUAAUGGUUAAUGAAUUCCAUAAUCGAGAAUUUGAAUGUUCUACAUUUGUUCCAACUGGUCCAGGUUAUGAAAAUAUUGCUCUGAACGAAAGAGUUUGUAAUACUGUUGGAUCUGUAGCUGGUUCAACUAUUGUUCAAGGUACAACUUAUUUAGCUGAAAGUUAUCAAUAUUAUAAUUCUCAUAAAUGGAGAAAUUGGGGGAUUGUUAUUGCUUAUGCCGUAUUUUUCCUUUUCAUUUAUGUAUUUUUAACUGAAUUUAAUAAAGGUGCUAUGCAAAAGGGUGAAAUUGUUUUAUUCCUUAGAGGUGCUUUAAAGAAACAUAAAAAGGUUUCUCAAGAAAGAAAAAUUAAUCAAGAAGAUGAAGAAAAUAAAUUACCAUCUUCAACUUCAGAAAAGAUUCCAAUUAAAGAUGAAUUUGAAGCCAUUAAAAAUGGAUCUGAAUCAGAAACUACAAAUAAAAUUAAUGAUAAUAGUUUACCUUCAUCUAAAGAUAUUUUCCAUUGGAGAGAUUUAACUUAUCAAGUUAAAAUUAAAUCAGAAGAUCGAGUUAUUUUAAAUCAAGUUGAUGGUUGGGUUAAACCAGGUCAAAUUACGGCUUUAAUGGGUGCAUCUGGAGCUGGUAAAACAACUUUAUUAAAUUGUUUAUCAGAAAGAGUUACAUCGGGUGUUAUUACUGAUGGAGUUCGUAUGGUUAAUGGUCAUUCAUUAGAUUCUUCAUUUCAAAGAUCUAUUGGUUAUGUUCAACAACAAGAUUUACAUUUAUCAACUUCAACUGUUCGAGAAGCUUUAAGAUUUUCUGCUUAUCUUAGACAACCAGAUUCUGUUCCAAAGAAGGAAAAGGAUGAUUAUGUUGAAUAUAUUAUUGAUUUAUUAGAAAUGAGUGAUUAUGCUGAUGCCUUAGUUGGUGUUGCAGGUGAAGGUUUAAAUGUUGAACAAAGAAAAAGAUUAACUAUUGGAGUUGAAUUAGUUUCAAAACCAAAAUUAUUAUUAUUCUUGGAUGAACCAACUUCGGGUUUAGAUUCUCAAACUGCUUGGUCUAUUUGUAAAUUGAUGAGAAAAUUGGCUGAUCAUGGUCAAGCUAUUUUAUGUACUAUUCAUCAACCUUCAGCUUUAUUAUUAAAGGAAUUUGAUAGAUUAUUAUUUUUACAAAAGGGUGGGAAAACAGUUUAUUUUGGACCUUUAGGUAAUGAAUGUAAAUCUUUAAUUAAUUAUUUUGAAAAAUAUGGUGCUGAUCCUUGUCCUCCUGCUGCUAAUCCUGCUGAAUGGAUGUUGGAAGUUGUUGGUGCUGCUCCUGGUUCUCAUGCAAAACAAGAUUAUUUUGAAGUUUGGAGAAAUUCUGAUGAAUAUAGAGAAGUUCAAGGAGAAUUAAAUAAUAUGGAACAAGAAUUAGUACUUUUAGAAAGAGAUACAUCUCCUGAAGCUCAUUUAAAAUAUGCUGCUCCUAUUUGGAAACAAUACCUUAUUGUUACUUGGAGAGUUCUUCAACAAAAUUGGAGAUCUCCUGGUUAUAUCUAUUCUAAAUUAUUCUUGGUUGUAUCGGCUGCUUUAUUUAAUGGAUUUUCAUUCUUUAAGGCCAAUAAUUCUAUGCAAGGUUUACAAAAUCAAAUGUUUGCUAUCUUUAUGUAUUUCAUUGUAUUCAAUACUUUAGUUCAACAAAUGUUACCAUACUUUGUUAAACAAAGAGAUCUUUAUGAAGUUAGAGAAGCUCCUUCUAGAACAUAUAGUUGGAUGGCAUUUAUUCUUGGACAAAUUACUGCAGAAAUUCCAUUCCAAAUUGCUGUCGGUACUAUUUCUUUCUUUUGUUGGUAUUAUCCAGUUGGUUUAUAUAGAAAUGCUGUACCAACCGAUGCUGUUAAUCAACGUGGGGUUUUAAUGUGGUUAUUAUUAACCGCUUUCUUUGUUUAUACUUCUACUAUGGGUCAAUUAUGUAUGUCAUUCAAUGAAUUGGCUGAUAAUGCUGCUAAUUUGGCUACUUUAUUAUUCACUAUGUGUUUGAAUUUCUGUGGUGUUUUAGCAGGUCCUGACGUUUUACCAAGAUUCUGGAUUUUCAUGUACAGAUGUAAUCCAUUCACUUAUUUAAUUCAAGCAAUUUUAUCUACUGGUUUAGCUAAUACUAAUGUUAUUUGUGCGCCUGAAGAAUAUUUAGUAUUUGAUGCUCCAAGUGGUCAAACUUGUGGUACAUUUAUGCAAAGCUAUAUGUCAAUGGCAGGAGGUUAUUUGACUGAUGCAAAUGCUACUUCUGGAUGUAGAUAUUGUCAAAUGGCUUCUACUAAUGCUUUCUUAAGCAGUGUUAAUGCUAUUUAUUCUGAAAGAUGGAGAAAUUAUGGUAUUUUCAUUGCUUUUAUUUUCUUCAACAUUAUCUUGACAGUUAUAUUCUUCUAUUUAGCCAGAGUUCCAAAGGGUAAUAGAGAAAAGAAGAAGGCUGCUAAGAAUUAGAUAUCCCAAACACUUUUAUUUAAUAUUAUUUAUACUAGACUAAUACACACUAUGCGUUAUUAAUUUUAUUAUUGUAGUUAAUGAUUAAGAAUUCUAGUUUAGUUUAUUCGCAUAAGUAACCAACUGAUAACAAGCAAGUAAUUAAACGAUUUAAGUAUUGCAACCAUUCGUAUUACAUCGUACAUCGUUUAGAACCCAACUAAAAGAUUUAAACCCCAAACCAUCACCAAAUCUAGUAAAAUCAUCCCACCCAUGGAUGGUGCCUCAAAUAGGUAAUGAGCCGUAUAGCUCUGUGCAGUCCCACGCAUAUAAAAAAAAAAGUGGUACGGUGAAAAGUUUG